AGCCAUUUUGGCUCAGAGCCUGCUCGCCGCGCCUGCGCCCCCCGCCCGCGCGUUGGCUCGAGCUGGCUACGGUCAUGGCCGACGCGACGGCGGCGGCGCUCCUCUCUGUGAUCGUGCGUGCUGGCGCUUCACGGCAAGUCGUGGCGGCAACAGCGGUGGCCCUGUGGCGUGCGGCUCGCGCCGACGAGCCCAGCACCAUAGCGGAGGAGAAGGACGUGGACGAGGAGGUGCAGGCGCGAGUGGAGCGCAUCACCCCCGUGCUCCGCGCGAAGGUGGUCGCGGCGCACGCCGAGUCCAAGCCGAACAUUGAUGGCGAGAUGAAGGCGCAGCGCAACAUGGCGGAGCACGCCCUCUUCGGCGAGGGCGCCGACGCGCUCCCCAAGAACGGCAAGGAGGCGAAGCGGCGACAGCGGACACGACGGCACCGAGCUCCUGAUGGCGUGCACGGCGGUGCCACGCCCUCCGAGUCGGAGCUCAGCGAGGGCAUCAAGGGCGAGGCCACCAGCCCCGACCUGCAGACGCAGUUGCAGGACAUCAGCAAGACCCUCGACACGGCGCGCGUGGCGAUCCAGCACACGAUGCAGGACGCGAAGGGCCACAUCGAGAAGUUCCUGACGCAUGCGGCGUCCGACGAGACCAACGCGCAGCCCCAGUACGGCAUGGGCCUCGUUACGGACACGGCCCACGUGGUCUACAUGUUGGAGAUGAUGCACGAGCUCGCCAAGAGCUUCUUGCCCGACGCCGUUGCCGCGCGCAUCGACGCCCCCGACGCCUCCGUGCCAGCGCCAGCCACAUGAGGUCCGUGUUCGGCGUCUACGUGUUCGUGUACCCGGGCGGGUGCACCAGGUGUUGUACCUGUUCUGAGCGGGCCCGCGGGCCCGUCCCUUCGGACGUACGCUGUCCCUCAUCUGACGAUUCCUGACGAUUCCUCCUCCUCCUCCUCCUGCUCC
Molecule: messenger RNA, 950 nt
Organism: Prorocentrum cordatum
Lineage: Eukaryota; Dinophyceae; Prorocentrales; Prorocentraceae
Source: the annotation of a GenBank genome assembly